Messenger RNA from Symphalangus syndactylus (siamang), 4272 nucleotides. It is a transcript of the gene PHC1, whose product is annotated as polyhomeotic homolog 1. Gene Ontology annotation, biological process: negative regulation of DNA-templated transcription. NCBI's taxonomy places the organism in Eukaryota, Metazoa, Chordata, Mammalia, Primates, Hylobatidae. Gene Ontology annotation, molecular function: chromatin binding; zinc ion binding; histone binding. Gene Ontology annotation, cellular component: PRC1 complex; nucleus. The record is from RefSeq and is a predicted model, not a curated record.
UACGCCUACCCAACCCCAUGUAUACCCACAUGCUACCUUUUAAGAUGACCGUGGGUUAGCUACUCUGGGGACAUCUGUGGAUGAGCUUUUCACUCUCUUCCAGUUUAAUUUUGAAAAUUUUGAUUCCUGGUGCUUCCCAAACUGUUUGUUGUCUCCAUUUUUUAUAUUUAAUCUUGUAGUCAUAAUGUUGAUUACAAAUUAAUACAUUUAUGUGCCCGGGAUCCAGGAAUCCUGGUUUUGGUGGCAAUUUCCCUUGAUUUUAUUGAGCCUUUAAGUUGGUCCCUUUACAUUUUUAUUUCUAGUUCACAAUCCAGAAAACAUUAUUAAUAAGAAUUCAGUUUUGGGGAGACGAGGGGUCAUACAUUUUGUCUUGAGUCAGAGCACCAGCCUUGGGGACCCUGGACCACUAUCAUGGAGACUGAGAGCGAGCAGAACUCCAACUCCACCAAUGGGAGUUCCAGCUCAGGGGGCAGCUCUCGGCCCCAGAUAGCUCAAAUGUCACUAUAUGAACGCCAAGCAGUGCAGGCUCUGCAGGCACUGCAGCGGCAGCCCAAUGCAGCUCAGUAUUUCCACCAGUUCAUGCUCCAGCAGCAGCUCAGUAAUGCCCAGCUGCAUAGCCUGGCUGCCGUCCAGCAGGCCACAAUUGCUGCCAGUCGGCAGGCCAGCUCCCCAAACACCAGCACUACACAGCAGCAGACUACCACCACCCAGGCCUCGAUCAAUCUGGCCACCACAUCGGCCGCCCAGCUCAUCAGCCGAUCCCAGAGUGUGAGCUCUCCCAGUGCUACCACCUUGACCCAAUCUGUGCUACUGGGGAACACCACCUCCCCACCCCUCAACCAGUCUCAGGCCCAGAUGUAUCUACGGCCACAGCUGGGAAACCUAUUGCAGGUAAACCGAACCCUGGGUCGGAAUGUGCCUCUAGCCUCCCAACUCAUCCUGAUGCCUAAUGGGGCAGUGGCUGCAGUCCAGCAGGAAGUGCCAUCUGCUCAGUCUCCUGGAGUUCAUGCAGAUGCAGAUCAGGUGCAGAACUUGGCAGUAAGGAAUCAACAGGCCUCAGCUCAAGGACCUCAAAUGCAAGGCUCCACUCAGAAGGCCAUUCCUCCAGGAGCCUCCCCUGUCUCUAGCCUCUCCCAGGCCUCUAGCCAGGCCCUGGCGGUGGCACAGGCUUCCUCUGGGGCCACAAACCAGUCCCUCAACCUUAGUCAAGCUGGUGGAGGCAGUGGGAAUAGCAUCCCAGGGUCCAUGGGUCCAGGUGGAGGUGGCCAGGCACAUGGUGGUUUGGGUCAGUUGCCUUCCUCAGGAAUGGGUGGUGGGAGCUGUCCCAGGAAGGGCACAGGAGUGGUACAGCCCUUGCCUGCAGCCCAAACAGUGACUGUGAGCCAGGGCAGCCAGACAGAGGCAGAAAGUGCAGCAGCCAAGAAGGCAGAAGCAGAUGGGAGUGGCCAGCAGAAUGUGGGCAUGAACCUGACACGGACAGCCACACCUGCGCCCAGCCAGACACUUAUUAGCUCAGCCACCUACACACAGAUCCAGCCCCAUUCACUGAUUCAGCAACAGCAACAGAUCCACCUCCAGCAGAAACAGGUGGUGAUCCAGCAGCAGAUUGCCAUCCACCACCAGCAGCAGUUCCAGCACCGGCAGUCCCAGCUCCUUCACACAGCUACACACCUCCAGUUGGCGCAGCAGCAGCAGCAGCAACAACAGCAACAGCAACAACAGCAGCAGCCGCAAGCCACCACCCUCACUGCCCCUCAGCCACCACAGGUCCCACCUACUCAGCAGGUCCCACCUUCCCAGUCCCAGCAGCAAGCCCAAACCCUGGUCGUUCAGCCCAUGCUUCAGUCUUCACCCUUGUCUGUUCCACCUGAUGCAGCCCCUAAGCCACCAAUUCCCAUCCAAUCCAAACCACCUGUAGCACCUAUCAAGCCACCUCAGUUAGGGGCUGCUAAGAUGUCAGCUACCCAGCAACCACCACCCCAUAUCCCUGUGCAAGUUGUAGGCACUCGACAGCCAGGUACAGCCCAGGCACAGGCUUUGGGGUUGGCACAGCUGGCAGCUGCUGUACCUACUUCCCGGGGGAUGCCAGGUACAGUGCAGUCUGGUCAGGCCCAUUUGGCCUCCUCGCCACCUUCAUCCCAGGCUCCUGGUGCACUGCAAGAGUGCCCUCCCACAUUGGCCCCUGGGAUGACCCUUGCUCCUGUGCAGGGGACAGCACAUGUGGUAAAGGGUGGGGCUACCACCUCCUCACCUGUUGUAGCCCAGGUCCCUGCUGCCUUCUAUAUGCAGUCUGUGCACUUGCCGGGUAAACCCCAGACACUGGCUGUCAAACGCAAGGCUGACUCUGAGGAGGAGAGAGAUGAUGUGUCCACAUUGGGUUCAAUGCUUCCUGCCAAGGCAUCUCCAGUAGCAGAGAGCCCAAAAGUCAUGGACGAGAAGAGCAGUCUUGGAGAAAAAGCUGAAUCGGUGGCUAAUGUGAAUGCUAAUACCCCAAGCAGUGAACUAGUAGCCUUGACCCCCGCCCCAUCAGUACCGCCUCCUACACUAGCCAUGGUGUCUAGACAAAUGGGUGACUCAAAACCCCCACAGGCCAUCGUGAAGCCCCAGAUCCUCACCCACAUCAUUGAAGGCUUUGUUAUCCAGGAAGGAGCAGAACCUUUCCCGGUGGGUUGUUCUCAGUUACUGAAGGAGUCUGAGAAACCACUACAGACUGGCCUUCCGACAGGGCUGACUGAGAAUCAGUCAGGUGGCCCUUUGGGAGUGGACAGCCCAUCUGCCGAGUUAGAUAAGAAGGCGAAUCUCCUGAAGUGCGAGUACUGUGGGAAGUACGCCCCCGCAGAGCAGUUUCGUGGCUCUAAGAGGUUCUGCUCCAUGACUUGCGCUAAGAGGUACAAUGUGAGCUGUAGCCAUCAGUUCCGGCUGAAGAGGAAAAAAAUGAAAGAGUUUCAAGAAGCCAACUAUGCUCGCGUUCGCAGGCGUGGACCCCGCCGCAGCUCCUCUGACAUUGCCCGUGCCAAGAUUCAGGGCAAGUGCCACCGGGGUCAAGAAGACUCUAGCCGGGGUUCAGAUAAUUCCAGUUAUGAUGAAGCACUCUCUCCAACAUCUCCUGGGCCUUUAUCAGUAAGAGCUGGGCAUGGAGAACGUGACCUGGGGAAUCCCAAUACAGCUCCACCUACACCGGAAUUACAUGGCAUCAACCCUGUGUUCCUGUCCAGUAAUCCCAGCCGUUGGAGUGUAGAGGAGGUGUACGAGUUUAUUGCUUCUCUCCAAGGCUGCCAAGAGAUUGCAGAGGAAUUUCGCUCACAGGAGAUUGAUGGACAGGCCCUUUUAUUACUUAAAGAAGAACAUCUUAUGAGUGCCAUGAACAUCAAGCUGGGCCCUGCUCUCAAGAUCUGCGCCAAGAUAAACGUCCUCAAGGAGACCUAAGGUGGCCCACUUGCACAAACCAGCCUAAGGCAGACACUCCCCACUGUCCAGGUUAUAACCUGGCACCAGCAGAGACUUUGCAGGGAAGGAAGAGUUGUUCCAAUCAUGUAAACCUUCUGUAGGGGAUUACUGAGACAGGGAAGAGAAGUGCAAGAAUUGGUUGCUGGUGCUACGUGGCGGCAGCUUUGACAUUUUCUCUGGGUUCUACUUUAUUUUGUAAAAUCUUUAUAAUUCUCACCAUUUCACCUACCUUAGUCCAAUCUUUAUAAAAGAGGCAGUCUAGAGAACUAGGACUGCUCAGCCUUAUCCUGGAGUGGAGCAUUUAGCCCAGGUCGUAAUUCUCCAAGAGGACGAAUACAUAGUAUGGUAAGGCAAGGAACUGGGUGGAAUGUCAGGUUGCCUGCCCAAUGGGAGAGGUAGGGUUUUUCUAGCUUGUGUGACAGAAGUAGCAAAAUCUGGUACUCCCCCUCCCAGUGUAGCUGUGGCUCAGAGUUUUCUCUUUGUUGUCACUUACUCCCUUGUGAUUGAAUUUUUUUCUCCUGCAUCCAUGGCAGGAUCCCCAGCCAGCACAGAGACUUGGUUGGCAUCUUUCUUAUGCUGCAGGGACUUAAGUUUUUGACUGGGGCACAUGUGGCUGUUGUCAUUCUUUCUGCAUCCCACUGUUCCCCUCCAAUUUAUGUUAUUUUCUACCCUAUUUUUCAGUUCCAACUCUGCUCUGUCCUAUAGCUUUAUAAAACCAGAGUGCGUGGGGCUGAGGUCAGGAGUAUAAGUACCUGCCUUAGGCACUAUUCCUUAUAUAACAAAAAUAUUAAAUAUUUUUUUCCUCAGUAAAAGGAUGAAAAUUGG